Molecule: messenger RNA, 1431 nt
Organism: Corythoichthys intestinalis (scribbled pipefish)
Lineage: Eukaryota; Metazoa; Chordata; Actinopteri; Syngnathiformes; Syngnathidae
Gene: rap1aa
Product: RAP1A, member of RAS oncogene family a
Exons: 10
Coding region: 278-832 (184 amino acids)
Biological process (GO): negative regulation of synaptic vesicle exocytosis; cellular response to cAMP; Rap protein signal transduction
Cellular component (GO): plasma membrane
Molecular function (GO): GTP binding; GDP binding; GTPase activity
Source: RefSeq, a predicted model, not a curated record
CGCGAGGGAGCUAUUGUUAACGAUUAGUUCGUUGUGCAGAGUCACAUCCUGUGUCGCUAGUCAUAUCUUCCUUCGUCGCUAGUGAACUGCUAGUACUGUACUGUACAAAUAGCGACCCACGAAACGUCGCUUUUCUUGCUUUGUGGCCCCUGCGGACCCUCAGCACCUGUCGCUCACCUCUGUGCACCCGAGGACCUGCCAAAUGUAGAGGGAGUUCAGUUGACAUCUGCAGCUGCCGUCUACACAACUCUCGUGCUGCCUGCUGAAGUUGCCCACCAUGCGCGAGUACAAGCUAGUGGUGCUGGGUUCAGGAGGCGUGGGAAAAUCUGCACUGACAGUCCAGUUUGUGCAAGGAAUUUUUGUGGAAAAGUACGACCCUACAAUAGAAGACUCAUACAGAAAGCAAGUGGAAGUGGACGGGCAGCAAUGCAUGCUGGAGAUCUUGGAUACAGCUGGAACAGAGCAGUUCACGGCCAUGCGGGACCUUUACAUGAAGAACGGCCAGGGUUUCGCUCUGGUCUACUCCAUCACAGCGCAGUCGACCUUCAAUGACUUGCAGGACCUACGGGAGCAAAUCCUGCGAGUGAAGGACACUGAGGAUGUCCCCAUGAUUCUGGUGGGGAAUAAGUGUGACCUGGAGGACGAGCGCGUGGUGGGCAAGGAGCAGGGUCAGAACUUGGCCCGUCAGUGGAGCAACUGUGCCUUUUUAGAGACGUCGGCCAAAUCGAAGAUUAACGUUAAUGAAAUUUUCUAUGAUCUGGUGCGACAAAUCAACAGAAAAACACCGAUGGAAAAGAAGCCAAAAAAGAAGAAGGGCUGCACACUGCUCUAGAAGCCCUCUUGCUAAUGUACACCCACAAAAACAUGGGCUCCAGGCCAGAAGCGUCUCUUAGUGGACCAUGCCAACAUUCCAUGACCUCUCUGAAAGAUGGCAGGCAUCGCCACAUGUUUGAAAAUCCUGUUCUUAAUUUAAAAAUGGAAAAAAUAGAGUAUGUCAGUCUUAUUUUAGUUGUUUGACAGGUUGCUCAUGUUUUUCAUAUGUGGAUAAAAAGAGAACCAUGUUUGGGAUUUUAAGUGUACUGUUAAGUCCUCCUAGAGAUGAACGUUGGCCUUCUUGCAUUUCUACACUAACAGUGACGACGACAACAAUGCAUUAUUGCUCAUGACUUGCUCUCCUACUAUGAUAACAUAUUUCCUAAGUGACUUGGUUUUAUAUUGAGCUGUGAGCCUUCCAUGUUCCACCUAAUAUAUUCAACUUCUGUUCCUGCAUAAUAAAGCUGAGGAUAUUAAUGUUUUAUAGACUGAUUGGAGGGUGGGGCUGUGUUUUUAAAAUAAACCGAUAUUCUACUAAACCACCUCAAAUGUGGCUUCUUGUGAUGUCAGAUAUUUUUUUCAGCUUCUAUGAAAUGAUUAAACUUCAGUACAUUUUAA